CGUCUCCGGCAGACAGCGACCAACUACCGGCUGAAAUCCGGCAGAGCGGGGCGGCUCUUGUGAUGCAUUCAGGAACUGCCAUACAAGGUUUUAACCGGACAGGCUCCACCGUCCCUCCCGGGAUUAGAUGAUCCAGUCUGGGACCGAGCUGUGACCUCAGGAUGACGCGCCGCCGCGCCGGCCCAACCCAUCCCAUCUCCCCGCGACGCACCGCCGCUGUUCUGCCCCGCAGUCCUUCACCGGAGGAGACAAUUGUAUCCCCGAGACUAGCAGCUCCACCGGCCCGGUGCACCUAAGGCCACGCAAACUCCGUGUCGACGCCGACCGGCUACGUGUCAAGAUGUCCCACUCGGACCACGGCGUCCACUUCCAUGACCUCUCCUUCCAAACCCCCGGCACCCCCAAAGAGCUGGGCCCGGUACACAGGAAGUGAACUCAAGCGCCAUCAGACCAACACAUCUACCGACCCCUUGACCCUCCCUCCCUCCCCCCCUUCUCCUGCGUCAUGGACAGCUCCCCCAAGCUGUCGGGCGAGACCCUGAUCGUGCACCACAUCCCCCUGGUGCACUGCCAGGUGUCCGGCGGGCGACAGGGCGGCAGCUGCGGGAUCUCUCUGAAGAGGGGCGGCGGCGCCCCGCCGGCGUUCGUCCCGCCGGAGAACCUGGGCCUGAGCCGCACCACGUCGCUCCCCGAGAGGGACGUCCUCCAGAGGGAGGUGCUGCUCUACAGCAGCCUGAUCCAGACCGGCGGCGGCAAGGAGAGGGGGAGGGGCGGCGGCGGUUCGACCAUCAACGCCCACACGCUGCCCAGGGCCAAGCCGAGGAACAGGAACCCGCUGCGUCGCAAUCCGUUCCUGCUGAACACGGAGGAUGAAGAAGAUGAAGAAGAAGAAGAGGAGGAGGAGGAUGGCGACAACCUCAGCGGUUACCUCGAAGACUCCUCGUUCCACCUGCACAGCGACACCGACUCAUCCGCCCUCGACAAAGGGAUGCUUCCCUUCCAUCUGCACGACCUAGGCUUCGCCGGCGAGCCCUUCCUCCUGGACGGGGCGGCGGGCGGCGGCGGAAGCGCCCGGCGCUCCCUGAGGGCGGCGAUGACCUCCGACCUCUCCGACCUGGAGAUCCUGGGACUGGACAGCCAGCUGCGCCACAGCAGCAGCGGCUCCAACAUGUCCAUGGACUGUGGCGAGCAGGACUGGGGCGAGGACGGCGAGGAGGAGGACCACCCCAUGAGGUGUGGCCGAAGCUCCUCCUCCUCCUGCUCCUGCUGCGCGCUCUCCCGGCUCUACCCUCGCCACUUCCCCGAGUCCUUCUCGGAGCCCUUCUCGGAGUGCCCACGGGGCUACGGCAGCGACUCCUCCUGCAACAGCUCGGACGGCGUGCUGGUGAACUUCAGCGCCAUCUUCAACAAGAUGAACAACGGCGUUCCGGAGAGGCCGCCGCCGACGUCCGGGCACGCCAACCUCAAUGGCACCACGCCGGCGGUUGUUUCGGAUCUCGAGCGAAACUCCACGACGGCGGGGGCUUUCUACCUGGACCUCCACACCUCCCCGACGGAACCGCCAAUUUCGCAGUCGGGCUUCCCGCUCGCCCGCGAGCCACACCUGUCCACCUCCUCUGGCUGCUCGUGCGCCGCCGAGCACCAGGGGGCGCUGGACCUCGACGACAACUGCAACUCCUACCACCACCUGCCGCACUCCGGCUCGUCCGAAGACCUGGCUUCCUGUCUGCAGAGCCAGGCGCGGCUGGUGGUCGCCACCCAGAACUACUACAAGCUGGUCACCUGCGACCUGUCGGCCCAGUCGUCCCCGAGCCCCGCCGGCUCCUCCGUCAACAGCUGCUCCGACGAGCACAGCAAAGGCAGCCCCACCCCCACCCAGCCCAACCAGUACUUCCUGUUCCGGCAGAGGGCCGAGGAGGAAGAGGAGGAGGUAGAGGAAGAGGACGAAGAUGCGGAGUCAUCCAGGCGAGAUGACGGUGUUGACGAGGAUGACGACGACGAGGAGGAGGAGGAAGAGGAGGAGGAGAAGAAGGAUCGGCAGGCCCCCCCCGGCGCCGCGAUCCAAGGCCAGGUGCACGUCAACGUCUCCCCCCCCGCGGUUGGCCGCGCCGCCAUCGGAGCGGCGCCGGGGAGCCGCCGACGCUCUCGCAGCUACGACCGCAACCUGGACGAGUCUCCGCCCCCCCGCCGGCUCGGAGCGCUGGAGCGCAUGCUGAGCUGCCCCGUCCGGCUCAGCGAGGGCGCCGGCACCGCCACGGCGCCGGCGCCCCCGCGGGUCACCUCCUUCGCGGAGAUCGCGAGAAGCAAGCGGAGGAACGGCGGCUCUGGGGGUUCGCCGCCGCUGAAAACGACGGGUGACCCCUUCUUCUCCUCCGCUUACUCCGCCCACUCCUCCUCCCUGGACUUCUCUCCCAUCGCGGAGCGGUGUCCGGAGGCGAACUGCCGGAGCCUGUCGCCCGUUCCCUUCACCAGGUGUUACAGUCAGGGCAGCGCCGAGCGCCACCUGCAGGGGGCGAGAGAGCCCCGCACCAAGGCCGAAGGGAGUCUCUCGGCGUCCUCAGACGGCGGCCCCCCAGUGCUCCGCUACAGUAAGGACCAGCGGCCCACCAGCCUCCCCAUCCAGCCCUUCAGCUUCCACCACCAGUUCGCCUCCAGACCCCCGCAGGCCAAGCCCCAGCUGCCCCUGCUCUCGGGCUACGUCUCCGGGAUGCAGGCCCGCUCCGGGUCCGGCUCCGGGUCCGGCUCCGGCUCCGGAGACCCGGGGAUGGAGGACGAUGGCGAUGCAAUGGAAAUUGUGCUCAGGUACCACCAGGGGACCGUGGCUGCCCCUCCCCCUCCGCCCGGGUCGGUCCGCCCCUCGCCCCUCGGCAGCUACUCCCCGGUGCGGCUCCAGGCCCCGCCCAGUUCUGGGUCCUGCUCCACCUGCACCCCGCACAGCCCCUCCUGCCCGCUCUCGGCAAAGCAGGGAGGGGCUUCGACCGCUCCGCCUCCGUCCCUGGGGGCGAAGAGAGGGGCGGAGCCACAGAUGCUGCCAGCGGUGCAGGGCCACUGUUUCCACGGCGACACGCUGAGCCCGCUAGGCUGCGCGGAGUCUGGGAAACCCGGAGAGGAGAGCAAAGCACCGGGAGCCCGAACGCAUUACGAGCACCACCUCUCCCCCCAGGCCCUCAAGUGGAGGGAGUACCGCCGGCGGAACCCUCUGGGAUUGGAGAGGUCCUCGGAGGGCCCCCCGGAACCCGGGAGGGGGGCGGGGCCAGAACCCGGGAGGGGGGCGGGACCGCGACCCGCCAGGAGGAACGUGUUUGACUUCCCCUCCGCCCCCCCCCUCGCACUGGGACGGCUCAACGCAGCGGGCCAAUCAGCGAAGCUGCAGCAGAUCUACAGCGACUUCCUGCCCGACUACUUCUCCCUGACCGAGAAGCCCCCCGAGGAGUUCUGCCUCUCCCCCGACCCGUCCACCUCCUCCUCCUCCCAGGUCUCAGUGGACCUGACGCAGAAGAGAGGUUUGGUGAAAGCCGUGAACACGGCGGUGGAUCUGAUCGUGGCACACUUCGGCACCAGUCGAGACCCGGAUGUGAAGGCCAAGCUGGGGAACAGCUGGGUGAGCCCCAACGUGGGGCACCUGAUCCUGAAGUACCUGUGCCCGGCCCUGCACCAGAUGCUGCAGGACGGCCUGAAGGCUCACAUGCUGGACCUGAUCAUCGGCCAGCGGCGCUGUCGGCCCUGGAACUUGGCGGAGGCCUCAACGCAGCUGGGUCCCUCCACCCGUGUCCUUCACAGCUUGUUCUCCAAGGUGAGCCAGUACUCGGAGCUCACGAGCCACAGCAUGAGACUCAACGCCUUCGUCAUCGGCCUCCUCAACCUCAAAUCUUUGGAGUUCUGGUUCAAUCAUCUUUACACACAUGAAGACAUCAUAGCGGCGCACUACAACGCGUGGGGUUUCCUGCCCCUGUCUCAAGGGGCGUGCCAGCCGCUCUUCCGGGAGCUCCUCCUCCUGCUGCAGCCGCUGUCGCUCCUCCCCUUCGACCUGGACCUGCUGUUCGAGCCGCGCCUCCUCCAGAAGGGCCGCGAGCACCUCCGCCGCAAGGAGCAGCUGUGCUCCUCCUCAGUCGUCGAGCGGUCGACGGCGACGCGCUCCACCUUCCAGCUCAUGAGGGGGUGGGGCGCGACGGUCAGCGACAUGGUCAGGGACUCCUCCGGCGGGGGGGAAGCGAGGCGGGACAGGCCGGGGCUGAGGAUGGAGGGAACGUGGCCGAGGACGGAAGGAGUCGGCGCUGGGGCGGAGGGAGCGAAGCCGAGGUUGAAGAGUGAGGGGGCGACCGCGACGGAGGUCGAUCUGUGGACGCAGCAGGGGAUGAGCGGGCGGAGGAUGAAGGGUGUGGGACAAGAGAGCCAAGGAGACGGUGAGGAGAAGGUCGGGAGGAAGGAGAAGGAGAGGGAUGUGGCGGAGGAGGGGCGGCAGCGGCAGGAGCGCCAGGCGGGCUGGUGGUACCAGCUCAUGCAGUCCUCCCAGGUCUACAUCGACCAAUCGGCAGAGGGCUCCAAGUUUGUCAAGACGGAGAAGAGGAGGAGGCCGUCGGAGAGGCGGCAGAACCAGCCGCCGCCCGCCAGGGAGGGCGUGGUGGAGGGGGCGGAGUCGAGCCAAGAGGGGGAGGGGCAAAGGAACAGGAGCUCCGGCGGGGCGUUAGCCGGGUCCGGGGGGAGGCCGUCGUGGAUGGGCAGCCCGCCGGACUCGGUCCUGAACCAGGAGAAGGAGGCCAAACCCCCGGGGGGUACCCAAGAGGAGAGACCCCCAAAGGGUCCGCGCUGGGGCCGGCUAUUUGGAGCCAACGUCUGUUCCUCUACGAGGGCGGAGCCAGCGCAGAAGACCAGGCCGCCGUCCGGUUGGUUCUCUCUGGACCGGUCGGUUCUGGACCUCGUGGCUCAAACUAUCGGAGCAGGCGGCAAGAAGGCGGAGCCUCCUGCGGCACUCGCCCAGACCCAGACGGCCCCCCCACCGCCGACUGAAGCCAGACAACCGUCUCCAUGCGAGGUUCGGGCCCUGCGCCGCCACGUGGCCACCGAGCCCGGCCGGCUGAGCUUCGGCCAGGGCGACGUGCUGCGGGUCCAGAGCCGGGGGCCCGAUGCCGACUGGCUGCUGUGAGAUCAAAGGUCCAAGGUCAACCCGCGGAUCAGUGCGCAGGAGAGAGGAUGUACAGGCUCAUGCAGACUGAGCAUGCAGACUAGAACUAGUCCACUUCAUAGGGUUCUUCAGACUGAGUGCAUGAAACCCAAAGACGCUCCUCUAUUAUUAUUAUUAAUAUGAUUAAUAUGGGAGAGUAGAAAUAACCACACUGGAGUUUAGAUCUCCUCCCAUCAUCCACCUGUGUGUCUUUAUCUCAAGUUACUGUGAGGAACCUUCAACUGGUCCUGAACCACCUCAGUUAGUCCUGGUCCUCUCUAGACCUCCAUCAGUAAACAGACCACCAGAGAGAAGGUGGUCUGGUUCUAUAGAGUUCUUCUUGAAGCUCCUCAUCGGAGCCACCGGGUCUGAUUCUGUAGAGACCAGAUGACGUCAAGCAGGUUCACCAGAACCUCCUUCUGCUCAGACCCAGAUCCAGCAGAGACCAGCCACCGUGGACUAGACCCAGAUCCGGCUUCACCUGCAGCCUCGGACCUGGACCUCCUCCUCCUCCUCCUCCUCCUCCAGAACCAGGACUACGAGGGCCAGACUGUCAGACCCUGCUGCAGUGGAGGUUUCCUAAAGGGACCCUGGUGCUCAGCGACAGUACCGCUCUAGUCCACAAGGGGGCGCCAGAAACACCACGUGAAGGCUCCUCGCAGUAACUUCAAAUUCAUAUAAUUCCCCCCCCCACAGUCCAGUUUGUUUUGGUCCACAUGUUCACGUGAUGGUCACAAACUGUAAAUACAUAACUUAUGUUCAUUUAUUUAAUUUAAGGAUGUCCAAUGAAAGCCGAGGAGCCGAGUGAAACCUUCGAGGAGGCGCUGAGGCUCAUUUAGAGUAAAUAAUCUCAUCCAUGCCUUAAGGAGAACGUCGGACAUAUUUGUCUCAUUAUAUUUUGUAUGUGUCAUGUGACGCGAUGACAUGAGCGUAAAUCUAAAUACUUCACAUAUACGACGCUAAACGAAGUCCGUGUGCAUUUAUUAACUCAAUGAAUGCUUCUGUGUAGUUUUUGAAAAACUUCACGAUAUAAUUUCACCUGGUUAAGAAGUUUCUUUCGUUGCAUUAUUGUACAGCUUUUAUUAUUUUCAUGUAUAUAUUUAAUUUCAUGCAAUUUGAACUGUACAUAUAUUUAAAUCCUGCAGAGCUCCACGCGUGUGAAUGUUAAUACAGAUUUAAUAAUGUGAAAUACAGAGAGCGAGUAUAUUCUUUAGUUUCAGACGUGAUGGAACCCAGAGAGACAUUGUGGCUCCUUUCCUUCCUUCCCUCUUCCUGCCUGUAAAUACCUUGUCCGGCUGUGUGACGUGUACGUACGACAUUAUAAAACUAUUAUGGAUGUUCAAUAACAAAGUGCUCAUGUGAUCACA
This is a messenger RNA of Pseudoliparis swirei, 6528 nucleotides long. RefSeq names its product RUN and SH3 domain containing 2 (gene rusc2). Gene Ontology annotation, cellular component: cytoplasmic vesicle. The transcript is spliced from 14 exons. The coding region runs from base 506 to 5143 and encodes 1545 amino acids. NCBI's taxonomy places the organism in Eukaryota, Metazoa, Chordata, Actinopteri, Perciformes, Liparidae. Gene Ontology annotation, molecular function: protein binding. The record is from RefSeq and is a predicted model, not a curated record.